UGGGGAAGCCGCCCGGCUUUGGAGAUGCCCGAGGUCGUCCUUGGACUCGGGGGGAGGCACCGCGUCCGGAGAGGGGACUCCAACGGGGACUGCCUCCGGGAGACGCGUCUCCCGGCUCCCCUCGUCUUUAGGAGGAAGGCUCCAGGAUGGAUCUCCUGAGUGUGGAGUCCCGAGUGGGCAGGGUCGCGCUUGUGCCGCUCGGGAGGCCAGUUUGACCCGUCUGUCCCGGGGAGAAGUUGGCCCGGACCGGAGCGGGUCGGCCCCGCACCCGCCCACACAGGCCAGGCCGAGGGCUGCACGGCCGGGUUUGGGACUCAGGAUUCUGACCACAGCCCAGGGAUGAGUCGGGGCGGGGCGAGUGGAACCCUGCUGGGAUGGACUUGUCCGGAGCCCUCCGCCCUGUCACUCUCUGGAAGUCGCGCUGGGCGAGCAGCUUCCAGGCGGGCUUCCGGAAAGGCAGGGAGCCGUCUGAUAUGCCCCCUACCAACAUCCCCAGCGCAGUGCACCUCCCCCCAGCCUGGGUAUCAAGAAUAACUCUACCUCCUAUGGAGACUGGAGGGUGCUGUCAUUAGUCCCACCUCUGUAAAGAGCUGUGGGGGCUGGAUGGUCAUGGGGGAGCCUGGUAGAGAGGAGUAUAAAAUCCAGUCUUUUGAUGCAGAGACUCAGCAGCUGCUGAAGACAGCACUCAAAGAGCCAGGUGCUGUGGACUUGGAAAAGGUGGCCAACGUGAUCGUGGACCAUUCUCUGCAGGACUGUGUGUUCAGCAAAGAAGCAGGACGCAUGUGCUAUGCCAUUAUUCAGGCUGAGAGCAAGCAAGCAGGCCAGAGUGUCUUCCGACGGGGACUCCUCAACCGGCUGCAGCAGGAGUACCAGGCUCGGGAGCAGCUGCGAGCCCGGUCCCUGCAGGGCUGGGUCUGCUAUGUCACCUUUAUCUGCAACAUCUUUGACUACCUGAGGGUGAACAACAUGCCCAUGAUGGCCCUGGUGAACCCUGUGUACGACUGCCUCUUCCGGCUGGCCCAGCCCGACAGUCUGAGCAAGGAGGAGGAGGUGGACUGCCUGGUGCUGCAGCUGCACCGAGUAGGGGAGCAGCUGGAGAAGAUGAACCGACAGCGCAUGGAUGAGCUCUUUGUCCUGAUCCGGGACGGCUUCCUGCUCCCCAGCGGCCUCAGCUCCCUGGCCCAGCUGCUGCUGCUUGAAAUCAUCGAAUUUCGGGCAGCUGGCUGGAAGACGACCCCGGCUGCCCACAAGUAUUACUACAGUGAGGUCUCCGACUAGGCCUCCAGCUCAGGCUGCCUCACCAGCAGCACAGGCCUCUCACCUACCCAACUCCCUGCCUCCCAAAGACUGUCCCUUGCAGACCUUCAGUGGCUCCUGAGAAGUUCCCCACUUACAUGGUGGUCCUGCCCUGAGCACCUUCUCUCCUGGAUUCAGGGACUGGGGAAGACACCACACAGACCUGCCCUCACCGUCCCAUCAGCCUCUACUCCAUCACCUCCAGCCUGGGCCAUGCAGAGAAAGGCAGCUUCUAACACCCACUGCACUGUGUAACCACCAGUGCAAGAGCCAGCUUGGUGCCUCAGCUUCCCCAUUUGUAAAAUGGGUACCCAGAGCUACUGGUGGGAUAUUUUGGGAUAUUGAGGGGCAGAGCACAAGUCACCCCAGAAGCUGCUUUUUAUACAUUUUGUACAAGGACCACUUUGGAAACGAAUGUAUUUCCAGUCAAUUUUAGUAAAUGGCAGUUUCUAUAUCACAUGCUACACCAGUUCAGGGCGAGAAUUUUCUAAUAAAUCGUUUCUAAUAUUAAAA
This is a messenger RNA of Nyctereutes procyonoides (raccoon dog), 1809 nucleotides long. RefSeq names its product MIF4G domain containing (gene MIF4GD). The record is from RefSeq and is a predicted model, not a curated record. Bases 604 to 1278 code for a protein of 224 amino acids. The transcript has 6 exons. Gene Ontology annotation, cellular component: cytosol. NCBI's taxonomy places the organism in Eukaryota, Metazoa, Chordata, Mammalia, Carnivora, Canidae. Gene Ontology annotation, biological process: regulation of translational initiation. Gene Ontology annotation, molecular function: translation activator activity; RNA binding; protein binding.